Molecule: messenger RNA, 643 nt
Organism: Dendrobium catenatum
Lineage: Eukaryota; Viridiplantae; Streptophyta; Magnoliopsida; Asparagales; Orchidaceae
Product: SNF1-related protein kinase regulatory subunit gamma-1-like
Exons: 2
Coding region: 79-474 (131 amino acids)
Source: RefSeq, a predicted model, not a curated record
UCUAAGUGAUAUUCAAUUUCUGAAUGUCAGGUUAUUAGCAUCCAAAGUGAUGAUCUAAUCUUAGAAGGUUUCAAACGCAUGAAGGACAACAGAAUAGGUGGCCUACCUAUUGUUGAGGAUUCAAAUAGAAAAAUGGUGGGAAGUUUAUGCAUACAGGACAUCAGAUUCUUGUUACUCAAGCCUGAGCUCUUCUCCGGUUUCAGGGAACUGACUGUAAUGAAUUUCAUCAAGGCUAUAGAGACAACCUGUCCUGAUUCAGGGACACAGCUACCUACGUGCACUCCUGAUACUUGUCUUGGAAGUGUGAUAGAUAGCUUGGCUUCAACAAGUGUGCACCGAAUUUACGUCGUGAAUGGAGAUGAAGUUAUUGGUGUCGUAACUCUCAGGGAUGUCAUUUCUUGCUUCAUCUAUGAGCCUCCUGGCUUCUUAGAAGAGUUUUUUCGUUCAGCCAUCAAAGAUAUGGUGGCUUCAUGACUCUUUAGUUGGAACUUAGAAAAAGCUAACCUGGUGAGGUCAAAACUGCAACAAAUUCAAACCUUUUAAAUCUACAAUAAAUUGUUUCAGAUGCACUUUUUACUGAAUUCUAUAAUAAACAUGCAGUUCAAAAAUUGCCUUUAAUUACGUUAAAGUAUUUCUUUUCUAA